Messenger RNA from Cucurbita maxima (winter squash), 1097 nucleotides. RefSeq names its product triphosphate tunel metalloenzyme 3. The transcript is spliced from 2 exons. NCBI's taxonomy places the organism in Eukaryota, Viridiplantae, Streptophyta, Magnoliopsida, Cucurbitales, Cucurbitaceae. The record is from RefSeq and is a predicted model, not a curated record. Bases 267 to 863 code for a protein of 198 amino acids.
CCUAAUUUUCCUGAGAUUUCUGUGGUUCCUCUGCGAACUGAGCUCUAGCGAAAUGCUGAGAAGACAACCCAGCAAGAUCGAGGUCAAAAUCGAAGACAAGGAAGAACUCGAACAAGCUCGUAAACGCGCCGCCGCCGCCGCAGCAGCCGCCGCGUCCACCACCACCGACACAACCUCCGCCGCCGCCUCCCUCCUGCACAACCUCAAUCGCAACAAAGAUCCCACUUCCAAAGCUCAACGCCUUGGUAUCUCUUGAAAUAAUCGAAAUGGAGGUGGAAGUGAAGCUUCGCCUUCCGGAUUCCGUUUCUCAUGGUCAGGUUUCAACUCUUCUUUCGCCGUUCCAUGUUAAAACACAUCGCCAAGAGAAUUUCUUCUUCGACGGCUCGUCUGGUGAGCUCUCGGCUCGCCGAGCGGUUCUCCGUAUCCGAUUCUACGAUGACGAUGCGCGUUGUGUAAUCUCUCUGAAAGCCAGAGCGGUUUUGGUCGACGGCGUCAGUCGAGUUGAAGAGGAGGAGGAGGAAUUGGAGCCAUCUGUUGGGCGGGCCUGUGUGGAGAAUCCGCAGAGAUUGAAAGAAGUGGAGUCUAGAAUUAUGGGAAGGGUCAAAGAUGAAUUCGGGCCUUCUGGAUUUGUAGGGUUGGGAGGGUUUGGAAAUGUGAGGGGCGUGUUUGAAUGGAAUGGAUUGAAAUUGGAACUGGACGAGUCUAGCUUUGAGUUUGGGACUUUGUAUGAGAUUGAGUGCGAAAGCACCGAUCCAGAUGCAGCGAAGAAGAUGAUUGAGGACCUAUUGAAGGAGAAUCAAAUUGCGUAUUGGUAUUCUGAAGCUUCUAAGUUCUCUAUUUUUCGAUCUGGGAAGCUGCCAUAGAAUAUGGUUCGUGUGGCUUCCAUUGGCCGAGGGCUCAGAGAUCUUGUCGAUGAAGCGAAAUGGAGACUGGGAACCAAGAAGAUGCCAUUGUGUUCUUCAUCAAGUAUCUUAAAAUAAAUUCCGCUAUUUCAUUAUGCAUGAGUAUUGCACAUUGAGAAACAUAAUUUGCUGAUAUUUGAUAUGAUAAUCUUUGAAAGAAGCUUGUCUGCUUUGUUGCAUUGCUUGUGGUUGAAA